AAGUUACACAAACACAUCAGGGUUUUGUAACGCAUACGUUGCCUCCGGUUCAAUUGCUGCCACUCGUAACUAACUCACUCUUGUGAUCCCAGCUUUCUGUCGGACCGACCGAACCGAGCAGUGAAACAAAAUAGCAUUUUUUUCUUUUUUAACAUACAACAAUUAUGACAUUUUGGUUGUAAAGGACGCUAUCAACACGUGCGACGUAAUCGUAGACUGGACUAGUCCAAAAUGAAAUGAAAUAAAACAACCAGGAUGUCGUUUUGCUAAAGUAUAAAGAUAAAGCGCAUCUGUUUCAUUCUCUAAAGGUCUAGACGCGCGUGCGAGACUCGGGUGCUUCUAGUGAUUACGAGAGGCGCGCGCUGCAAACAUGGAGUUGAAUUCUGUGAUUUUGACCACUGGAGCCUCCGUGGGAUUUUUCAAAUUAGUGAACUACGGGAUCGGAAAACUACCUGUACCAGAGACAGCAAAGAGAAACACUUGGAAAUGGAAAAACAUCUCUACGUCCUUUGUACACAGUCUCAUAACUGGAGUGUGGUCUGUGCUUUGUUUUUUCAUACACCCCAAGAUGGCUGAGGAUUUGAUAGAGACACACUCCGUUUUCUCACACGCCCUAGUAUCAGUAUCAAUCGGGUAUUUUAUUUAUGACUUCUUCGAUAUGGUUCUCAAUCAGAAGAUGGGUCAAUCAUGGGAGCUUCUUUUCCAUCACGUAGUGGUGAUCACAUGUUUCGGGAUCUCAGUGCUGAGCUGUCGGUACGUGGGCUUCGCCGUCGUGGCGCUGCUAGUGGAGAUCAAUUCCAUCUUUCUGCACCUCAGGCAAGUGCUCCGCAUGGCCAGCCUGGCCAAAAGUACAUUCUACCGUGUGAACAGCAUGAUUAACUUGGGCACCUACGUGGUGUUUCGCAUCAACACUUUGGCCUGGAUGACCCGCUGGCUGGUGCUGAACCGUGAGCACAUCCCCCUGAUCAGCUACACCAUCGGCAGCGUGGGUUUGGCCAUCAUGACUCUCAUGAACAUUGUGCUGUUUUACCGGCUGAUGAGAAGCGACUUUAUGAAAUCCAGCCGUGAGAAGGAAGUGAAGAAAGAAAAGAUGUGAGAGAGGUGUCUUCAACUACUCCCACUAGCUCGAACCAAAUCUGCUUCAUUGCUACCAUUCCUUUGGGUUUACCGUGUCUGAUUGGACAGACGUCCAUCAUUUUAUAUGGUUAGAAAAACAUUAUUUAUAUCGAUAUCAGCCUGCUGACCUUACUUCUAAUAUUUACAAGAUCAAAAGUAGCCAUUAUGCCGCCACGUAGACCUCAAACUAUGCUACGACAUUUAUAUAGUGGCUGUUGUCACAGGUUUACAGACGUCUAAACAGACAAUGCAUUUACACGUGCUCAAAAUUCAUGCAUGAUUUAUACAGCGACUCAAAAGACUGUAUGGCCGUCGGUUUUACACAUAUUAUGCUUGUUAGUUGAGAGGAACUGGAUUUACUCCUUUAUUGAUAUCACAUUAUAUGCUAAUGCUGGUCUGCCCUAAUUUAUGAUACCUUCUAUAAAUAUAUAUAUAUAUAUAAGCAAAAAAUAAGAUUAGGAACUGCUUGGACAGGAUUAUAAAACAAAAAAAUAUAUAUGCAAUAUAUAUUUAUCCAAGGGUAUCUUGUAAAAGACCAUAUGUUGGUAUAUUUAUUAAAAAUAGCACUAAAGAUGUGUUGUCUGGUCUCAAUACACCUACACCUGCUACCUCGUGGACUUGACGUGUGGAGCUUGUUUUUAUUACUGACUAGGAAAUCACAGUUAAAUGUACAUGUCCAUGACCAUGUACAGAAAGAACCCAAUGUUCAGUAGUGUAUGACUAAAUGGACAGAAUUAUUUUUGGUUAAUAUGCUACUCUUUAAGUGAAGGAUAUAAUCUCAAUGCUGGAGCCAUCAACAUUAUCAGACUAAAAACACUCUAACUCAUAUGCGUGAUAAUUCAACAACAUGUUUUGAGAGUUUAGAAAGCUUCAGCCCAGCUCCAGAGGCAAAAAACUGUCAUUGCAGAUGUCAUGCCUGUAGGUGGCACUACACACACAACAGUGACCUCAUUUUAGUUUAUGCUAAUAUUAAGAGAUUAAUCUAUAUGAAAGGCAACAGAUACAGUAUCAGCUACAUCGCUUAAAAUGUGCAGAAUGUUUUUAAUAAAGCUUUGCAGUUUGUUUCUUUUUGUACUUUUGUAAUUUAUUUGAACUUAUUGUCAUUGAUAUUAGGCUAGUUAUUGUGGUUCAGCAAAUACUGAAUCCUCUUUUCCUCUUUAAAAACACAGUAAGAAAUGACAGAACACUGUAUUGUGCUGAAUGAUGCUGUGAUUUUGUUGGUGGUAAAAAAAAAUUGCCCGAUCCAGAUUAUGACUCGAAUAUGCCUGGUUCCAUUGAGGUUGUAGACUGAAGCCUUAUCCUUCUUUGAUUGGGUAAGUGUGGCCUCUCUGUAAAGUGAGAAACACUGUAAUCGCAUGUAGCUUCACCAACUUGUGCCACAAAGCUAUUUCUCUCAUAGCACCAAGGUUUAUUCAUAUUGAUUUUUCAGCUUCAUCUUAAUAUUAUUACAAAUUGAAGGAUGGGGACCCAAGGAGUUAAAAAACUAAUUUUAAAUAAAUAAAACUUGCAAAGGAACCUAAUGAAUAAAGAAUAGCAAGUAAAAGUGCUGAAUAAAGGUUUGCACUGAAUCACAGUUGGUUACUAUUGGCAGCUUUAUAUUGAAAUUUUGUGCUUCAUGAAAUAGCAGGAAUCUUAUGUGUUAUUGUAGAAAACCAUUUGACAGCUUUGUAGGAUCAUUUCAGUAAUGUGGUUUACUUGACUUAGUGUGUUGUGUUUGGUGGAUGACGUCGUGGACAAGAAUUUUGAGCACAGUGUUGCAGUGUCAAAAGCCCCAUAUAUGAUUAAAUUCAAACUUUGGUUAUCGUAAUAAAACAUAAUUAAUGAAACAAUAAAAACGCAUUUCCAUACCCACAUUCAAUUUUUUUGUAUUUUUCUUUUAGUAUCUUUUUGUCUUCAUUAGACUCAUUUUAGUUUCUGUUUCAUACAAUCGUGUUCAAAUGUAAAUAGUAAUACUUUUAUUUUUAUUUGGAUGAAUUAUUGUUUUGUAAUUAAUAAUGAAAACUAUGUGACCUAUAUAGCUGUGGCUAUAUGACCUUUAUAUUGUAAAUUGUGAAAUAAAAUGUUAACAGAU
This is a messenger RNA of Triplophysa rosa, 3187 nucleotides long. RefSeq names its product TLC domain containing 2 (gene tlcd2). Gene Ontology annotation, biological process: plasma membrane organization; phospholipid homeostasis; regulation of membrane lipid distribution. The record is from RefSeq and is a predicted model, not a curated record. The coding region runs from base 371 to 1096 and encodes 241 amino acids. The transcript has 4 exons. NCBI's taxonomy places the organism in Eukaryota, Metazoa, Chordata, Actinopteri, Cypriniformes, Nemacheilidae. Gene Ontology annotation, cellular component: plasma membrane.